GGUAACUUCACAUGAGGUGACCUGACUUCCUCGACCAUAUGCUCGUCUGCCCUCGAGAGUCUUCUCCCCUCAACGCAGUUCGACUCCCUCCUUCGAUUGGAACCGGCGACAUCAAAACGGAGAUCGAUCUGUGACAAUUUUAGGGCUUACGCUUCUGCUAGUUUGAGUCGAUGGGGCACUCGAGUUUCUUCUAGGGUUUUUGUUCUUUUACCGUCCACAUGGAAUCGAGUCCCUCGGCGAAGAAGACAGGAGGCGGCAGCCUCGAUCUCAACUCCGUCGCCAGCGAACAGCCGGAAACCCUCGCCAGUCCCGUGGAUUUAGGUUCGGGCGCGUUGGAAGUCGGAGCGAGGGAUGAUGCAUCCGCUGUUGGGCGUCGUAACGUCGUCGGAGAACAAGCGGAGGAAGUUGGUGUAGAACAGGAUGGUGUCGAGAAGAAAGAUAGUAUGGCCGGUGAAGAAGUGGUCCAAGCUGCUGGAGGAGAGCGCGGAAAUGGAUAUUCUGGCGCCGUCGAUGUUGGCGAUGUGAAGGAUGUGGUCGAGGCCACUGAUGCUAAGGACACAGAAGAUAGAGGAGAGGGUGCUGAAGCUGAGGCCGGUGAGGUGAAUGUCGCUGUCGAAGUUAAACCUUGGUAUGAAGACGCCGAUGUGGUUGAUGAGAAGGCGACGAUCGAAGGGGAUACUGUUAGUCAAGAGAUGGCUUCCAAUGUUGGUAGGGAGGCUGGUGGUGGUGAAGAUCAAGAUGUGAAGGUCGGUGAACAAGAAUCGACAGCUAGGAGGAAGAGGGGAAGGCCCCGGAAGUUGGUAAACAAAGGAGACUCUGUUAGUCAAGAUGUUGGUAGGAAAGCUGGUACCGAUACUCUCAGCAGUGAAGAACAAGUAUUGUCGGCAAAGCGAAUGAGGGGAAGGCCACGUCGUGCUGUCACUGCAUGUAUUGAUGAAGCUUAUCGUCACUAUCACUUUCAGGAAGAGAAGAAGGAUCCAUUUGCUGCUUCUAAUUUGGUGUGGGGUAAGGUGAGGAGCCAUCCCUGGUGGCCCGGCCAGAUUUUUGAUCCUUUGGAUGCGUCCGAAAUGGCAUCCAACAUUCAGAAGAAGGAUCAUCAUCUGGUUGCAUAUUUUGGAGAUAGAACAUUUGCUUGGUGCGAUGACUCGAGGUUGAAGCCUUUCCAGACACACUUCUCACAGAUGGAGAAACAGAGCAGUAUGGAUGCAUUUGUAAGCGCCAUCAGUGAUGCGCUCGAAGAGGUGUCACGGCGUAUUGAGUUGGGAAUGACAUGCCAUUGUUUUAUGGAUGAAACUUACGCUAGGGUCAGCGACCAAAAGGUUGAAAAUGCUGGUAUACGGAAAGAAACAUGUAUCUCUGCCAUUGACAAGUCUUGGAUCGUAAGCUCCUUUGAUACUGUUGGACUCCUCGACCGCAUCCAAACAUUAGCACGGUUCCCAUAUGGAACAGUUGAUAGGUUGGAGCUUGCGAUAACCAAGUCCCUGUUGAAGGCCUUUUAUCACUCAAAGGGAUAUCCCGAACUACCUGUAUUCGUUUAUGGUGAAGGACUAGGGGACAACGUCGAAGGUUCACCAACUAAGAGAAGAACAUCUGGUAAAGAUGUUGCUGAUCCCUCAACUCCAACUUUGUCAGAUACUGCUUCCAGAAAGGGGAAGUCAAGAGUUAGAGGGAGUUCAUUCAGAAAAGACAAACAUAUAGUUGAGCAUGGUAGAAAAAAGAAGAGCUUGUCUGAAUUGAUGGAAAAGAGUAGCGAACAUCAUGAUGCAGAUGGUGAAAAAAGUGGAUCCGGAGGAAAUGCAUCUUCUCUUUCAUCUCACAAAGAACUUGAGGUUGCUGAUUCUGAUGGUGUUGAAUCCGGGAAGAGCAAGAAAAAAAAGCUUGACUCUUUAGGGGAUUUGACAACUAUGUCGCAGAUUUCCAGGUCCAAAAAGCAGCCUAAGUUUGGAGAAUGUAUGCGUCGAGUGGCAGGACAGAUGUCAGGGCCACCCCCCAUGCUUAAAUUGAGUGGUAAAUCAGUAACAAAACCCCCAACCAUACUGAGCCAUAGAAAAGGUGGCAUUCCAAGGGACUAUUCCUCCCCAGGUGAGAUGCUUUCACAGCUCUGCUUAGUUGCGAGGGAUCCGUUGGGGGGGUAUGAUACCCUGUCUUCAACAGUGAGUUUCUUCACUGAUUUUCGAAAUGGGACCAUUCCCAGUAUUUCAAUGGAUGAAAAACAUAAAGGGACAGUUGCAGGUAAAAGGGAUAGGAGAAAAUCCACAAGUUUCACGGCAGCCUUUUCGGAAAAAUUGGACUAUAUGCAGGAUUCGUAUUGGUCAGACAUUAUUGUAAGUGAUGAAGAAAAUUUAGUGUCAAGUGGGCAGAAAAGCGAACGAGAAUCUCAGAGCAAGCGGCAAAAAGAUCAGCAUCCUGAAGAUGAAUCAGCACUUUUACUUACCUUGAGUUCCCUGCCAGAUACCAAACAGCAUUUACAGGAUGAUUCCACGAAUACUAAUAAUGUGAAAGAAAUGCAAGAUGCAAGGACCACUGGAAAGAGUUCACUGGUUUGUUCCUCAAAUCCUAAUAGCAUGCAGGAAGUGGAAUGUGAAGGACCCACUAGCAAUUUGCAAAAUGAUAUUGAUGAAUGCAUGCCGACUGCACUGGUUUUGACCUUUAGUGAGGCAUCUUCUAUUCCCGCUGAAGCUGAUCUCAUUAAGUUAUUUGGGCGAUAUGGGCCCCUUGUGGAGGCAGAAACCGAGGUUACAAAGUCAAAAAAUCAUGCUAAAAUUGUCUUCAAGAGGCGCAGUGAUGCAGAAGUUGCUUUAAGCAAUGCUGGAAAAUACAGUAUCUUUGGGCACACCCUUGUGAGCUACAGACUUAGGGUUUUGGAGGUAGAACCAAAAGCUUCUCUGAGUAGCACGCCACUCAGCGAGCAAGAUGCCUUGCCUGUCGCCUGAUGCAAAUGUUUCAGAUAAUAAUGGAGCUAUUCAGAGAACAUGAAUGUUGAAGUGAACACAUUAUUAAAAUGAGCUGCUGACUUGGGUGACCAGUUUUUUUUUAAUAUUGUUUAGUUUGUUGAGGGGUCACAAUAUCCUUGUUCUGUGGAAUUUAUAUGGUUUAGAGGACAAACGCAAUGAUGAUAAGAGCCAAUUGUUGAUCAUGUAUAUAGCCAUCUUUAAAGUUCUGAAGUGACAUUUUCUUCUCUAAGCUUGUUUGGUUUGUGUUAUUUUCUGUUGCUGAAAAUGAACGGAACAAAGUUAUAAUGUAAAACACAGAGCUACUAUAACUGUGACUUGGAGUUGGUCUUUUA
Molecule: messenger RNA, 3286 nt
Organism: Musa acuminata AAA Group (dessert banana)
Lineage: Eukaryota; Viridiplantae; Streptophyta; Magnoliopsida; Zingiberales; Musaceae
Product: PWWP domain-containing protein 5-like
Exons: 3
Coding region: 219-2933 (904 amino acids)
Molecular function (GO): RNA binding
Source: RefSeq, a predicted model, not a curated record